Messenger RNA from Peronospora matthiolae, 1251 nucleotides. Lineage: Eukaryota; Oomycota; Peronosporomycetes; Peronosporales; Peronosporaceae. The record is from the annotation of a GenBank genome assembly.
AUGGCGGCGACUCCGACUCCGACGACGCGGCGCGCGGCGCCUGCGGGCCGCACCACGGGCUUUGCCAGCGCUCGCAUGCUCGAGGCACAGCGCACGUUCCAGAACGUGGUGAAGCACGAGCUGCAACUGCUGCUGGCGAGCGGCACGAAGCGCGAAGACGCCGUGAAGCUGCUGCUCGGUCGGAUCGUAGCCAGCACGGAGCCGCCCGAGGCGUUGGCUGUGCGCGGCGUGAUGCGGCAGUUCCAGAUGAAUUAUGACGACGCGGUGCGUGCGUUGAUUGUGAAGCAGGAGCUCGGGCGACUGAAGCGGCAGGGACUGGACUCGUUCGCGGCGAUUGAGGAACUGACGCGGAAAAUGAAGAGCCGAGGAGACGAGAGGCAGCGAGAGGAGGAGAAGAAGGAGGAGGUGGAGCUGGAGGUAGAGCUGGAGCUGGAAGGGAAGGGGGGAGGAGGAGGAGGACAAGUGAGGGAGGAGAGGGGUCCUUCUGGUGAAGACAACGUUGAAGAAAGAGAUGGUGACACUGGUGGUGUGCAGCAAGAUAAGGCACUGGGUGCAACAGUUUUGGGAGAAGAAAUGGGUUCGGUGACGUCGGACAAGGAGGCAAGUGAGACGACGUCGUUGUCGUUGUGCCAGCGGAUUGGAAAGGUUUCGAUCUCGUCGGUGACCGUGACAGAACAAGAAUCUGACGACGGUUUGAGAGGAGAAGAUAGCGCUAACAAUGGAGAAAAUGAGGCGGCUGGAGAGCGUGGCACGAUGGGGUUUCGAUCACCGUCCAGGGCUGAUAGCUCUUCGAAUGGUAACCUCGUGGAACUUACACCACAGUCGCGUAAACGCCGUGCGGCUUUUGGAGAGCAGGUGGAUACUGUCACGCGUAGUCGUAGUAGCAGCAGCGAACGCGCUGUGAAGCCUAUGUUUUCGGGUAUGAAGAAGCAAAAGUUGUGUGCUGACGUUGGGGACGGUUUUCUUCAAAUUGUCACACGAAAGUCGAAGCCAAUGUCGUCAAGCCCACCGAAGGGUACAGCUGCAAAAAGCACUUCUGGGAUGGCGCCUGGUGGGGGGAAAGGUGGCGGAUCGACACGAAGUGAGCGCAACACGAAGAACUCGCUCAAGCGGCAGCGUGCAAGUCCGACGGGUAUGGCAGAUAACGAUGAGUCUCCCAUUGCAGCCGAACCUCGUUCGUCCCACGUGCACCAUCGACAUCACGCCCACCAUCACCAUAGCAAGCGCCAAAAGAGCGGCAGCCCCCACUGA